Molecule: messenger RNA, 3549 nt
Organism: Labeo rohita (rohu)
Lineage: Eukaryota; Metazoa; Chordata; Actinopteri; Cypriniformes; Cyprinidae
Gene: yap1
Product: Yes1 associated transcriptional regulator
Biological process (GO): hippo signaling; positive regulation of transcription by RNA polymerase II
Cellular component (GO): nucleus; cytoplasm
Molecular function (GO): transcription corepressor activity; transcription coactivator activity; protein binding
Source: RefSeq, a predicted model, not a curated record
AGAAAAAAAAAAAAGUUAGUUAGGUUAGUGAGAGGGCUGUGAUUUUCAAUGCGCAGUACAGUCAUUACCAAUGUCUGCGUUAGAGGAGCCGUAAACUUUUGGGAAAGUCUCACGGACAGCGCAUUUAAAGAGUUCACAUACUUUAGAAGUUUAAACGAAAAAGUUUAGUAGAUAUGCGCGUUCCCACAUUUAUUGGGGUGUUCUCGGGAAGCAGAAAAACAGCGCUGCCUACUUUUUUCCCAAGGCUUGGAUAACUAAUAAAGCGGACGCGCAGAAAACAGCUUUGAGCUGUUUGGAUUUACUUUUUCGGCAUUUUAUGGUUGCAGUCAACUUUCCUGUUCCCAGCAUUUCACUCGGAUAGAAAGAAGAUCUACGUUUUAUCUGGAGUCAUGGAUCCGAGCCAGCACAACCCUCCUGCCGGCCAUCAGAUCGUCCAUGUUCGGGGAGACUCCGAGACCGAUCUGGAGGCUCUUUUUAACGCUGUGAUGAACCCGAAAAACGCCAUCAUCCCCCCUUCCGUGCCGAUGAGGUUGAGAAAGCUGCCAGACUCAUUCUUCAAGCCACCAGAGCCAAAGUCCCACUCCAGACAAGCCAGCACGGAUGCAGGUACUGCUGGUACCCUCACGCCCCAGCACGUCAGGGCACACUCCUCACCCGCCUCCCUGCAGCUGGGUGCAGUUUCUCCUGGCACACUGAGCAGCAUGGGUCCAGCAAACCCCCAACCUCAGCACCUCCGCCAGUCUUCUUACGAAAUACCUGACGAUGUGCCGCUGCCCCCAGGCUGGGAGAUGGCCAAGACCCCUUCAGGCCAGAGAUACUUCCUAAAUCAUAAUGACCAGACGACCACCUGGCAGGAUCCACGUAAGGCCCUCCUUCAGAUGAACCAGGCCGCCCCGGCCAGCCCAGUGCCUGUGCAGCAGCAAAACAUCAUGAACCCUGCCUCAGGUCCUCUUCCUGAUGGUUGGGAGCAAGCUAUUACCUCAGAAGGAGAGAUCUACUAUAUCAAUCACAAGAACAAAACCACCUCUUGGCUGGACCCACGACUUGACCCGCGUUACGCUAUGAACCAGCAGCGAAUCACCCAGAGUGCUCCAGUGAAGCAAGGCUCCCAGUUGCCCUCCAGCCCACAAAGUGGAGUGAUGGGUGGAAACAGCCAGAUCAGGCUGCAACAGAUCCAGAUGGAGAAAGAGAGACUGAGGAUCAAACAAGAGCUCCUUCGCCAGAGACCCCAGGAGCUCGCCCUGAGAAACCAGCUGCCGACCAGCAUGGAGCAGGAUGGCGGAACUCAGAACCCCGUGUCCUCGCCCGGCAUGGGACAAGACGCCCGUAACAUGACCACCAACAGCUCUGACCCGUUCUUGAACAGCGGGACAUAUCACUCCAGAGAUGAGAGCACAGACAGUGGCCUGAGCAUGAGCAGUUACAGCGUCCCCCGCACUCCAGACGACUUCCUCAACAGUGUAGACGAGAUGGAGACAGGCGAUACCCUCGGCCCGAGCUCCAUGGCCACACAGCCCAGCCGCUUCCCCGACUACCUAGACGCGAUCCCGGGCACAGAUGUGGAUCUGGGCACCCUGGAAGGGGAGAGCAUGGCGGUGGAGGGCGAGGAGCUAAUGCCCAGCCUGCAAGAAGCCCUGAGCUCCGACAUCCUCAACGACAUGGAGUCCGUGCUGGCAGCUACCAAGAUCGAUAAGGAGAACUUUCUAACCUGGCUAUAGAGCGCCCGAAUCCAGCACUACGCCUUCUCUUCCGACAUGCUGAACUGCUGCCUAAUCCAAUCUGUGAAGGAUGUGCUUCGAGCUGAGAAAAAAAAAGAAAAGACAUUUCACCCUACUGGACAGUUUUUGUCGUUUGUUUUUCUUUAUCUUCACUACGGUUUUAAAAAGCAGAGGUAUUUUAACCUUUGGUCCUUUUUGUGCUUUCUUACGUCUUUUUUUCCAUGUCUGCAUCCUCAAGGCUGGCCCAUGAACAGACAAGUAUUCACAAGUACCCAAAUCUCUUUCACGGCUGUGCAAGUGCGAGUUUGCGAAUGUGAAGAUGUGUGCGCGAAAUGUCGCUUUUUUCCCCCCCUCGUGAAAACGAGAGGCUCAGGCGAUCCCAAGACAGACGAAGCCCUAAAUCAAUCGAUCUCCAUUGACUGCAACUCCCGUCUCAGAAAAUCCUCGAUCUCGGCUGUACAGCAACGAUCUCGAGAAACCAAAAAAGCGACGAGGAGGUCGUCCGUACGUGUUUUCCGACGGGAUGCCGAUUGAAAGGUCUAAAUCGACGUGUGAAAGGGUUUCGACGUGUGGCUUUGGUUAAAGAAAUACUGCUGCUUGGCUGUGCCAGCAUAUCACACUAGAAACUGUAUAAUCAAGUGCCUUCAGACGAAAACAAUUGAAACAUGUUCCUGUCAUUUUUACACUUUUACGCUUUUACUUACUCGCUUCAUUAAUCAAAGUAUAUUUCUUUCAAAGGUUUUAUGAAAAAUAUUAUGUUGGGAAUUAGGGUUUGAUUUCGUUUUCUUUAAAGAACCCUAGCCUCUUUGUGUGUUAGUUUUAUUUAAACCUGAUUUUGUUUUUCUGAGGGUUAUGGCAUUCAUGUGUGAUCAAAGAACUCUCUCGUUUUAACAGAACAACUACUCUAAGAGCUGCCUUACAGUACGUGAUUCACAACGAACACUAACUAGACGGACGUUAUCAUUUCUGGGGGGGGGGGGGGGAGGGGUCAUUUCUGGUUUAGGUUUUGUUAUAUCUAUUUUUAUCUAACAAUUGUAGUAUCUCAGUUGAUAUUUUCUCGCUCGCUUGCUUAUUUUUAGUGAAAAACCUUUUUUUUUACAUUGUUGUUUUUAUCCAAAAGCGAGGAACAAAUAUCAAGGGCACUUUGAUCAAGACAGACAUCUCUGAUAUGAGCUCCAGUAGAGUCUGUGCCAGUUAUGUUGGUGCCGAGACAGAUAUCGACAGGAAAAGGAAAGUUCUGAUACGUUUAGAUGGGUAGCGGAGCAUGUUUUGAAGGUUAGAUUAGCCGUUAGCUUGGAUUUGGUAACUGCGGAUGUGAACGGUAGAGUAGACUUUAUGGAAACAAUCAGUUAUCGUCGUUUCUGUCAGGAUUUCUUCGAGGCUUCCAAAGACUUUUGUUUUUUGUUUUUUUUGUUUUUUUUUUUAGUAACGGAUGACAAAUAAUUUAUCAUACAGUACGUGUGUAAGACAUAAGCUAAUGAGAAAAGGUCUAAUUGAUUUGUGAGGAGAUUCUAAUGAAGCAAGAUCAAUGCUGGUUCUGAUGUCAGUACUAAAGACACAUUAAACAGGUUUACAUUGGUUCACUAGAUAGAACACUACAGGGACUUGCCCAUUACAAAUUUGCUGCAGAUGCUUUGCGUAUGAAUAUUUCCUCUUGUUUACACUACGAUUAACUGGCCCGUACACUAAAUGUGUGUUGUACUGAUUUUUGUAAAAGGUGAAGUUUAUCAAUUUUCUGUGGUCUGUUGGGGCGUAUGUACCGCCUCGGCAAAAAAUUUAUGAUCGAGAACAGUAAGCUGGGCCAUAUAGAAAGUUGUGGUGAGAAAAAGAA